GGAGCGGCGGUAACGUCCUGCCUCCCCGCGCCUUGCUGCCGCUGAGCAAGUUUUUGCGCACACACGCAGCUCCGCGCAUCUGGUCGUCAUCAUCAUCAUCAUCAUCAUCAUCGGCAGCAGCAGCAGCAGCGGCAGCGGCAGCUCUUCCUGCUCAGAUGUGCCUCAACCGUAGUGGGAAGAGAACUCCCUUCUCCUCAGAGGACUUCUGCGAAACGCGUCUGUGAGACUUCUCCCUCCGAGGCAGCAGGACACGCCGGCGUUGACGCGCGCCGCCGGAUGGAUUGUCUGUGAGGGGUUUGAUCGCGAGGUGGAGGCGGGCGGGCUGGCGGGGGGAGAAGCAGGCGAGGAGACGCCGCUGAAGUUUGUUCGAGUCCCGCUCGACUGAUCUGGAUGUGAAUAGAUCCGCGUUGCGCCUCGGAAGAGCCGAGUGUGUCUCGGUCUGCUUUGUGGAGCUCGUGCGCUCUACACACGCGGAUCUUUUUUUUUUUUUUGGCUCGCUUGUUGAUUCCUCGCUUUCUGUUUCUCAUCAGAGCCGCGGGUUUCUUUUUUUUUUCUCCCCCCUUUUUUUUUUUUUACGUUGUUCCCCCCACUUGCGUCAUGACUUCCAGCUAUGCGCACGUAAUGGACAGGCAAGCCUCGCUAUCAAACCGCCUGGAGAGUCCGAUCACGUCGAACCUGGACAACCUGCAAGCCAAAAAGAACUUCUCGGUCAGCCACCUGUUGGACCUGGAAGAGGCCGGGGAAAUGGUGGGCAGCCAGGCCGACGAGAGCGUCGGAGAGGCGGGGAGGAGUAUGCUGGAGUCCCCGGGGCUGACGAGCGGCAGCGACACGACCCAGCAGGAGAAUGAACAGAUGAACACGGAGGAGAAGAAGAAGAGGAAGCAGCGCAGGAACAGGACCACCUUCAACAGCAGCCAGCUCCAGGCUCUGGAGAGAGUGUUCGAGAGGACACACUACCCGGACGCCUUCGUCCGAGAGGACCUGGCCCGCCGGGUCAACCUCACCGAGGCCCGAGUGCAGGUUUGGUUUCAGAACAGGAGAGCCAAGUUCCGCAGGAAUGAGCGCGCCAUGCUGGCCAGCAAAAACGCCUCGCUCCUCAAAUCGUACUCCGGAGACGUGACGGCGGUGGAGCAGCCCAUCGUACCGCGCCCGGCGCCGCGCCCAAACGACUACCUGUCCUGGGGCAGCGCUGCCCCUUACAGUCCCAUCGCUCCCCUCUGUCAGCAUGAGCAGGGCGGGACCAGAUCCUGUGACCCUCCUGACGAGCUGGUAUCCGAUGCCGGAGGGAGGGCCGGUGCGAGUGCCACAGAAAAUGCUGCCCUCAGAGAACAACGCCAUGGCCACCUACCCGCCCACAUGCUCCAACACCAACGCGUCCCAGGGCAUGAACAUGGCCAACAGCAUCGCCAACCUGCGGCUCAAAGCCAAGGAGUACAGCUUGAACCAGGUGCCCACGGUAAACUGAGAGGGGGAGCGGAUGGUGACUGGCGCAGGAGGGGAGGGGAACCCCCCUGCCACUGGACCCCCGCGGACGGACACGGUCUGUGGGUUGAGCAUCACCUCGCAUACCCCGGAUCAUGAAGCCCCCCGCCUCCCCCGUCCCCCCCAGCCCCCGUCCCCCGUCCGUCUCUGGAGCAGGCUCGGUGGCGAUACUACACCUUAUAUGCAAAUUGUUGGACACUGAGUGACGGAAGGACCCCCCCCCCCCUCACCCCCUCCCCCCUCAACUUUUUUUUUUAUUCUCCUGAGCAUCACAAACCCCGGUUUGUACAAAAAGACAGCUAGACUGGAUGCUAUAGUCGCAUAUCUGCAUAGUUUUACAUUUGUGGUGUGGAGGGCGAGUUUUUCGACGAUGGUAUUGCGUCCAAUCAGAGGACUUGUUCUUGAUGGAGAGCCACGUACGGACGACGUGGAAUCCCUUCGUGCCGUCGGCUGUGGUGUCGGAUGAAAUGACACACCAAAUGUGGGAUCAACACACUUUUUUUUAAAAGCCGACAACAAAACCGAUAAGGACUUUCUCUGACAUUUAUGCAAUUCUUUAAACAGAGAGAGUUCAUUUUUUUCACAUUUCUUUCCAUGUUAUACCACUGAGCAGCAAACAAUUUCAACGCAUUUACAUUUCCAUGUAAUAGUCCAAUAUAAAGGAGAGGCUAAUGUAUUUCUAAAUCCAAAACCAUCUCUUAAUUUCCUAUGAUAUCAUUUAUUUGUAACAGAAUAAAAACUUGUAUAUUAAUAAAAAUGCAUUUCAAGCAAUG
Messenger RNA from Gasterosteus aculeatus aculeatus (three-spined stickleback), 2255 nucleotides. It is a transcript of the gene prrx1b, whose product is annotated as paired related homeobox 1b. NCBI's taxonomy places the organism in Eukaryota, Metazoa, Chordata, Actinopteri, Perciformes, Gasterosteidae. Gene Ontology annotation, cellular component: nucleus. Gene Ontology annotation, molecular function: DNA-binding transcription factor activity, RNA polymerase II-specific; RNA polymerase II cis-regulatory region sequence-specific DNA binding. The record is from RefSeq and is a predicted model, not a curated record. Gene Ontology annotation, biological process: regulation of transcription by RNA polymerase II.